This is a messenger RNA of Hevea brasiliensis (rubber tree), 1213 nucleotides long. RefSeq names its product (+)-borneol dehydrogenase 2. The transcript is spliced from 2 exons. Gene Ontology annotation, cellular component: cytosol. Gene Ontology annotation, molecular function: xanthoxin dehydrogenase (NAD+) activity. The record is from RefSeq and is a predicted model, not a curated record. NCBI's taxonomy places the organism in Eukaryota, Viridiplantae, Streptophyta, Magnoliopsida, Malpighiales, Euphorbiaceae. Gene Ontology annotation, biological process: abscisic acid biosynthetic process. Bases 108 to 950 code for a protein of 280 amino acids.
ACCCACUUACGUUUCCUUGCCUCUGUUUAUCUCUCCCUCGCCCUCGUCCAAACAGGCCUUGAGUACCCAUCACUUCUUCGUCGACAGAGAAGCAGAAACCUCCAUUCAUGGCUACAACCGCCUCCACUGUCUCAACUUCUAGUUGCCAAAGGUUGUUGGGAAAGGUUGCAUUGGUCACUGGUGGAGCCACAGGGAUAGGAGAGAGCAUUGCUCGUCUAUUCCACAAGCAUGGUGCAAAAGUUUGUAUAGCUGAUUUGCAAGACAACUUAGGGCAAAAUGUCUGUGAAUCUCUUGGUGGUGACCCAAACACUUGUUACUUCCAUUGUGAUGUUACAAUAGAAAAUGAGGUUCAAAGUGCCAUUGAUUUCACAGUAGACAAAUUUGGAACAUUGGAUGUUAUGGUCAACAAUGCAGGGUUGUCAGGUCCACCAUGCCCAGACAUCCGGAAUGUAGAUUUAUCUGAUUUCGAGAAGGUGUUCAAUGUAAAUGUGAAGGGCACAUUUCUUGGAAUGAAGCAUGCAGCAAGAAUUAUGAUCCCACUAAAUAAGGGUUCUAUUAUUUCUCUCUGCAGCGUUGCCAGCACCAUAGGGGGACUUGGACCCCAUGCAUAUACAGGAUCAAAGCAUGCUUUAUUGGGACUGACCAGAAAUGUUGCAGCUGAGCUAGGACAAUAUGGGAUACGUGUGAACUGCGUUUCUCCUUAUGCAGUUCCAACAGGCUUGGCCUUGGCUCACUUGCCCGAGGAGGAGAGAACUGAAGAUGCCAUGGCAGGUCUUUGUGCUUUUGUUGGGAAAAAUGCUAACUUGCAAGGAAUGGAAUUGACAGCUGAUGAUGUAGCUAAUGCCGUGCUCUUCUUAGCAAGUGAAGAAGCAAGGUACAUUAGUGGGGCUAACAUAAUGGUCGAUGGCGGUUUCACUGUUGCAAAUCACUCACUUAGGGUAUUCAGAUGAAGUGUUAAGUUCUGCCUUUCUUUAGAGAGCAAAGCAAUCUAUUUUGCCAUCUCUGAAAUUGAUAAUCAUUCCCUACAAUAAGAUGGCAAGUUAUAUGACAUUAGGGGCUUUUUUUUUUUUGGUAUUUUUUUUCUUAUAUGGCUUGGCUAUAACAUAGAUUCAACCUUCAGAUUACAUAGUCUUGGAGAUGACUACAAUAUCGCUAAAGUAACAAAGUUGCCAUUUUUUGGCACUUCAUAGAAGAAUUUGCCAAUUUUAACCUC